Messenger RNA from Siniperca chuatsi (mandarin fish), 1486 nucleotides. Its product is annotated as myozenin-2-like. NCBI's taxonomy places the organism in Eukaryota, Metazoa, Chordata, Actinopteri, Centrarchiformes, Sinipercidae. Gene Ontology annotation, molecular function: FATZ binding; telethonin binding; actin binding. The record is from RefSeq and is a predicted model, not a curated record. The transcript has 6 exons. Gene Ontology annotation, cellular component: Z disc; actin cytoskeleton. The coding region runs from base 356 to 1162 and encodes 268 amino acids.
ACCAUCCUGAGCUACUGUAAUGACACUAGCAGAGAGAGAGAUAGAUGGAGGGCAAAGCGAGCAGCAGUGGCAGCACUCUAAAUUUAGUCUACCCUUCUUAUUCACGCUAGUGAACUAAAUACCAAUGACAACAGACAAACUGACACCCACCCACCCAGUCAGUCAGUCACUUUGUCAGUUGGUUCAGACUGCAGUCCCCUCCACGGCAAGCCCCAGUGCCGGGGAGCGUGAGCACCACCACAGGUCGCACUACCCAGUCUGACCCUCUUGCCUCUCACCUUUCUGACUUCCUACCCUAAGGAGACAGGCACAACUUGCGACUCCCCCCUGAGGGUCCUUCAGGACAGGGGCAGCCAUGUCACAGUUCUCCACUAUGACAACCAGGGAGAGGAAAAUACAGGCGGCAGCAAUCUGCAGGGAGGUUCAAGCCCAGGAAGGUAAUAUAGAGAUGGAUCUUGGGAAGAAAAUGAGCGUGCCUAAGGACAUCAUGUUGGAGGAGCUGUCUUUUGCCUCAAACCGAGGCUCCCGUCUCUUCAAAAUACGCCAGAGACGCUCAGAAAAAUACACUUUUGAGAGCACCCAGAAUGAAAACAACAAGCAGCUCAAUAACACAAUGGUUUCUCAAACUGAGAAUGGGGACGCCACGGACAGCCACAGCGGCGAGAACAACUUGGGUGUCGACCAGCCACCUAAAGUGCUGUCCGACACACCAGAUACAAGAAUGGUGCCAAAUCCAGACAGGAUUGCCCCGGGGUACGGAAGUCCUUUGAAAGACAUCCCUCCAGAAAAGUUCAACAGUACAGCAGUGCCAAAGUCCUACCACUCACCCUGGGAGCAGGCCAUCAUCAAUGACCCGGCCUUGGCCGGCACUCUCAUCACCUGCAUACCCGAGCCGGAGCCCCGACUGGACCUACCAGGGUUCAAAAGUUUCAACAGGGUAGCAACCCCGUUCGGUGGCUUCAGCAAGGCACCCAGACCUGCUCCCAUCAAGCCCCUCCAGGUGGAACCCCUCCCUGACUACCCUGAGCUCCAGGGGGACACGGCGGUAAAUCGACCCUCCUUCAACAGAUCUGCUCUCGGGUGGGUGUCGGCGGGCGGUCCAGUCCCCCUCCCUACCGUUUCCCUUGAGCCUAUGCUCAUCCCUGAGUCAGAGGAUCUUUGAACCCAUAAUGAGGUCACACAGGGUUGAUGUCUACUUGGUUGCUGCACCAGUGGUUAUGGUGAGCGCGGUAACAUUGCGGUGAGAACAGAGUCAGGGUGAGAGAAAGCAUCCUGUUGGGCGUUGCUGGUUCAAGUUACCAUGUAUGCAGCAUCCCUUGGUUUUCCAGGGAUGUUAACUAUUGCACUGCACUCAAAAAUGAAUGAAUCAUCCUGUACAGUAGGCAGAGACACUACUAGAAGAAAUGUUUGAUGUAUAUUAAUGUGCAUAAGAGUAUUUUAUCUUGCAGACACAUGUUUUUGCUCAAUAAAAUGCUGUAGAAUUCAA